This is a messenger RNA of Lucilia cuprina (Australian sheep blowfly), 1386 nucleotides long. Its product is annotated as A-agglutinin anchorage subunit-like. Bases 417 to 1379 code for a protein of 320 amino acids. The record is from RefSeq and is a predicted model, not a curated record. The transcript is spliced from 5 exons. NCBI's taxonomy places the organism in Eukaryota, Metazoa, Arthropoda, Insecta, Diptera, Calliphoridae.
UAUAGAAUUUUUAGUAUUAAAUUAAACGUCAGCAACGCUGGAGCAUAAUUUCCAUUAUAGAAUAAACAUACAAAGUCCAGUCUGAAAAUAAAACGCAUAUUUAGUAUGUCACUGUAAAAUAUAAAUUGCAAAUUUUUAUUUUGCGCUGCAUUUAAUGUAAAGAUUAAGCGAAAGUGAUAAAAAAUUAUUUGCAAAUUUUAUGAAAAGAAAAAAAAAAUUUGUUCAUUUUGUGUAAAAAAAAGAAAAAUCAUUAAUUAUAUAUAAAAAAAAUUAUAAAAAUCUCUAUAUAUAAUUCUGUGCCAAAAGUGUCGCGUGCGUUUAGUUGUGGAAAAAUGUUUUGAUACCAGCAUAAACGUUUAGUGUUUUUACAAAUAUUCGAAUUUUGUCAUACAACUGUUGGUGUUAAAAGCUUUCAAAUGCAUUCCACGACAUGUGGUAUUGGUGCCAGCACCAGUACUAGUAACUCAUCUUCAGCAGCCAUGCAAUCAGCUGAUGGCUUAAAAAUGGGACUCAGCAAUAAUGAUGAUGCUAUGAAUAAAAUUCCUUUAAAAUCAGUGACAGAUGAUGAGGAGAAAAAUGGCGGUGAAUUUAUACAUGACACAGCAACAGCUGAAGAAGCGAGGAGGGAACAAAGGAGAGUGAAAUUAUUAAAUUUAAUGAAAAAAUUAACAAUAGGCAUCAUAUGUUUUAUUGGCAUCGCCCUAAUCAGUUAUGUUAUCAUCAGCUUAUGUUUUAGUGAAUGGCCAAAAUCAACAAGCACAAAUCCCCACAAAUUUCACAACAACAACAAAAAUUCCAAUACAACAACAACAGUGUUAGCAAACACUAGUACUAGUACAACAACAACUACUACUACUACUCCAAUAAUCAACACCUCCACCUCAGCUACCUCCAAUACAGCAACAAUACCAAUAAUAACUCCUUCCAAUAACCCCACACAACCACAACCUUUAUCGCCCUUUGCUAGUCCCAUACUAAGUUUACCCUCCACAUUUAAAUCUUCUCUUUUGUCAGAUGAUAACACUACAUCAACAGCUACAUCCGCAAAUAAUACACUAACAAAUGAAACACUUGCUGCUUCAAUAGUGGGCACAACACAAGCCGAUUCAGUUGCAGCUGCUGCUGAUGACAUUGCCACUUUAAAUGUUACCCAACCCACCGAUGUGGCAGCAUCAGCAACAGGUAAUGAUGCAGUAACAAAAGCCUCUCUAGAUGCUGCAGCUACCGUAGCUUCACCAGCCAUAACCACCGUCACCACGGAGGUUCCUUUACUCAGGGAUAUACCCAUUUUGGAGGAAAAUUUCACCUCAACAUUGGGUGUUUUCCAACAUGCUGCCGUGUGUUCAGACAAACCUCUUUGCAGUAAAAUUGGCAGGUGAGUGAAAA